This is a messenger RNA of Thunnus maccoyii (southern bluefin tuna), 3794 nucleotides long. RefSeq names its product pogo transposable element derived with ZNF domain a (gene pogza). The record is from RefSeq and is a predicted model, not a curated record. The transcript has 26 exons. Lineage: Eukaryota; Metazoa; Chordata; Actinopteri; Scombriformes; Scombridae. The annotation marks the transcript as partial. Gene Ontology annotation, molecular function: DNA-binding transcription factor activity, RNA polymerase II-specific; RNA polymerase II cis-regulatory region sequence-specific DNA binding. Gene Ontology annotation, biological process: regulation of DNA-templated transcription.
GCAACACUCAACUAAAUCGGAAUAGAGCAAGUUUACCUGCCUGCAGUGAAACAAGCUUACAGACAGACGAGUUGAUCAAUCAGUUUAAUACGGUGAUGGAGGAGACGGCGGGCGGCGGCGCUGCUGACCUGCUGAUGGAGUGUGAUGAAGAGGAGCAGAAGGCGGAGAAGCGCGAUGAAGCUCUGCAGGCCGUCGCUGCCGUGAUGGAGGAAGAGGAGGAGGAGGAGAAGGAGGAGGGGCGGGGGGAGCAGGGGGGGUCAGACCCCCCCCCACCAGUCAGGAUCAUCCCCAUCCCACUCGAACCAGUGAACAGCUGCAGCCCCCCCACACACACCAGCACACACAAUAACACAGUGAUGUCGUUGUCAGGUGCUCCUCGGGGCUUCAUGGUGAACGGUCGGCUGGUCCCUCUGCUGCCUGGAGGAGGCGGAGCUGAGCUGAAGCUUCGCUCUCAUCCCGCCGGCUCGGCCAGCGGUUUCACCACUGUUCACAUCCCCGUCACCCUGACGCUGCACAGUCCUGCUGGAACCCGACACAUCAACACCACCGCCUCACUGACCGCCACGCCAGCUGCACCUGAACCUGAACACACCCCCAUCAUCACAGGUGUGGUCUCAGGUGAAGCAGCUCAGAAGGUUUUGAAUGACCACAAUGUGAACUUCGUUACCCAGAAUCCUCAGCUGCAGUCCAGCCCGCCCGUGAAGAGACAGAGGACGACCCCCAUCCCGUCCAGCAGAGGCAGAGGAAGACCUCCGACCGCCAGCAAGCUGCUGCGCAAAGGUCAGCUGGGUCACGUUUCUCCUCCCGACUGUCUCGUCUGCAUGUCUCAGUUCAAACUGAUCACAGAACUACGAGGAUUCAUGUGUCUGUGCAGUCCUGCCAUCGCUCAGAGUCUGAGGAACCUGAGGAGGAAGAAGAAACCUCGCAGGAGGAGCAGAGACAAGAAGAAGAACAAGUCCUCCAGAGAGUCUCAGACCUGCAGCAAAGUGUCCAGAACUCAACCAGGAUCUAAAGGUACCUCUCCCGUCCAGAAGACUCACAGACGGUCCGACGACUUCCUGUCAGACCAGUUCACCGGCCCCGCCUCUCCCGGCGGCGCCUGCAGCCCCCGGCGGGACCCGUCCGAUCCGGCGCCCGACGCCCCCCACGGGAAACUGGUCAUCAUGGUGGAGGACUUUUAUUACGGGUCGGAUUCCGGCCGGAAGCUCGCGAAACUCAACCAGCUGGGCAGGAAGUACACGGGACCGUACCGCUGCAUCCACUGUCCCCAGACGCUCCGCAACAACAUCCAGCUGAUGUCCCACAUGCAGCAGCACGUCUCCAUGAUGUCCCAGCAGGACGGACACAUGGACGCCGUGUCCUCAUGUCCUCACUGCUUCCGUCACUUCAGCUCCCCGUUCAGACUGCAGUGUCACCUGGAGGCGGUUCACAGUCAGUACGAGUCCACAGCGAAGUGUAAGAUCUGUGAGCUGGAGUUCGGUGGUGAGCCGGCGUUUCUGUGGCACAUGAAGAGCACACACAAACCAGGAGAGAUGCCCUACGUCUGCCAGGUGUGUGACUUCAGGUCGUCCUUCUACUCAGACGUCUGGUGUCACUUCCAGGAGUCUCACGCCGACACCAAUCACCUGCUGUGUCAGUACUGUCUGCGCGUGCUGCGCAGCAGCUCCUGCUACCAGCAGCACUUCGCCCGACACCAGAGGAAGACCGUGUUCGGCUGUGAUAAGUGUCGUCUUCACUUCCUGUACGUUAAAGAACGUAUUGAACACAGGAUGCUGCAUCACAGGACUCACAUCAGACCGACUCAACUCACCGGACUCAAACCUGGAACCAAGGUGACUGUCAGGACGUACUCGGUGGUCGGAGGAUCAGAGAAAGCAGAAGCGCAGAAGAAGACAGUCGCUCCGUGUAAGGUGGUCGACGUCGACCCCGGCCCGCCUCCAGAGGAAGCUCCUAAGAGGAAACCUGUGGAGAGUCUGGGACCCCUGCUGACCCAGCUGAGCCAGGACAGUGAGGCGGCGGGUGUCUCUCGUCCCUCCCGGUGUGUCGAGUGUCUCACGGCGGUCAAAGACUUCAGCUCUCACUUCCCGUCUCUGGUCCACUGCUCGCUCUGCAGGUUCACCACCUGCUGCUCCACGUCCUACGCCAACCACAUGAUCAAUAAUCAUGCAGCCUGCAGGAAGAAGCCUCAGUAUCACAGCAUCUUCCAGUCUGACUGCAGGCAGGUUGAGAGGUUGAGAUGUUUGUCGUGUUCAUUCUCCACCUGCAGAGGAGACGUGAUGGCCAAUCACCUGACAGAGAGACCAGAACACACCUGCAGCACGUCAACACACAGCGAGCGAAGAAUCAACGGAGCUGAAAAACAACCAACACACGAGUCUGACAGUGUGACAUCAUCAGGCGGUCGGGGCGGAGCCUUCAUCCCCAUCCACCUCCUCCCCUCCGGUCAGACCUCCCCCCAGCUGUCCGUCAAACCCCUCACCUCCCCCUCCCCCCUCUCCUCUCCGCCCGCCAUGACCAUCAAGUUCCUGGGGCCCCGCCCACAACCCGAACAGUCUGCAGCGUCUCCGUCGGUCUCUCAGCUGGCGGUGCUGCUCGUCUCUCUGUGUGACGGCCUCCCUCAGGCCGCUCGCCGCUUCCAGACGUCUCCGCCGAAGAUCCGCGCGUGGACGGAGGAGCGGGAGCGCCAGCUGUCCGACAGGAAGUGGCGCUGGAAGACGGACAAGAUGGCGGCGUGGGUGCUGAGUCAGCGCGAGCAGCAGCUGCGUCUGAGCGAGGAGACGCUGCUGCAGACGGCGGGGCGAGCGCUGGGAGAGGACAGUCAGCUGAUCGACCGCUACAGCUGGGCCGUCGACUUCAUGCUGCGUCAUCGCCUCGGUCUGCAGCCGACUGGCGGCGGCGGCGAGCAGCACCGCGGCCUGCCGAGAGACAUCAGAGCCCACAGCCUCACCUUCAUCCGCUCGCUCUGCUCAAAGAUCGUAGGCGGCGCUCUGCCUCCUCGCUCCGUCGGCUUCAUGGACGAGCUCUCGGUCUUCAUCGACCUGGACCGGAUGUCCAAUCAGAGCCUCCGGCUGUUCGGGACGCCCGCGGAGACGCCGCUGCUGGACGUGGUCCUGUCCGCUCUGUCUGACGGGACGUUCCUCCCCCCCCUGCUGUUCUUCAGAGGAACUGCGGCCGACGUUCCCGACGGGUUCCCGGAGAACGUGCUGCUGGAGGCUCGACGGGACGGCUUCAGCGAGCAGGAACGCCUGCACAUCUGGACCCGCAAGGUGUGGCGCCCCCACCUGGCCUCUCUGCCCGACAGUCGGUCUCUGCUGAUGGCGGACGUCCAUCGAGGUCACCUGACGGACGAGUUUCAGGACAACAUGAGCGCCUGCUCCACGGAGCUCGUCUUCAUCCCCACCGGCUGCUGCUGCCGCCUGCAGCCGCUCGACCUGUGUGUCACACCUGUCCUCCGAGAGUUCCUGCAGGCCCGCUGGACUCAGCUGGUGUCUCAGGGGGGUCUGGAUGGUCUGACUCUGGAUCAGCUGGCUCUGACUCUGACCUGCUGGUUCAGUGAAGUUUCCUCCACGCUGAACGCUGAAACACACGUCCUGCACAGGUCGUUCUCCUCGGUGUGUAACCUGCAGCAGGUGGAGCAGCAGGAGGAGAAGAAGAAGAUGAUCCGAGCUCUGACCGAGAUGCUCAUCCAGCCGCUGGAUCCCGCCGACCUUCCUCCUCCUCCUCCUCCUCCUCCUCCUCCUCCUCCUCCUCCUCCUCCUACAGCAGCGGAGCAGGUGGAGCUGCUGCUGGUGAUG